AUGAUGGGAAAAGAAAAAAAUACAGUUUUUCGUACCUGGAGGCUUUACUGCAUCUUCCAUGCGAGGAGUGAUCUUUACGCUAUCAUCCGCAGAUUUCCAUCGAGUCAAAAUAUUCGAAAUUCUUUUCAUCUUUUAAGCAGGAGUAAUAUUCUGAAAUUGCUGAGUACCAUACAUCAAAAGGAUACAGCAAUACGUCUAGCAUUUAUUUUCGUGCUAGAGGUCUCAACACUCUUCUUUUCUCCACCAUCCAAAGGGCGGAAAAGAAGUUCAUCCUCUAUGAGAUCAAAUUUGCUGGCAAGAAUUGAGACAAGAGAGCGUAAGAUUGAUGGGCUCAUCUCACUUUCCUCAAAGAACAAUAAUAAUCUUGCAAUGGUGCUCCAAAUGGCAUUCUGUGCCUCUGUAUCGUCAGAAGCAAAUGGGAACACGCCAAAUAAACUCUGCAGGAAAUUCAAAUCUGCCACGAACCAAAGUUGA
Messenger RNA from Striga asiatica, 474 nucleotides. NCBI's taxonomy places the organism in Eukaryota, Viridiplantae, Streptophyta, Magnoliopsida, Lamiales, Orobanchaceae. The record is from the annotation of a GenBank genome assembly.